Molecule: messenger RNA, 3687 nt
Organism: Mesorhabditis belari
Lineage: Eukaryota; Metazoa; Nematoda; Chromadorea; Rhabditida; Rhabditidae
Source: the annotation of a GenBank genome assembly
AUGGGUAAGAUGCAGCUGGUCGCAGUGUUCGUGCUCAUCUUGUUUACGAGUUUCACAUGGGCUUUCGACCGGAAAACGAUUCUCGGCUAUCGACUCGGCGGAGCACGAAAGGCACCGCCAAAAACAGAGCACAUGUUUGCUGAGCAAGCGGCUGUUGUUGGAGCGGAUACGUUCUCUCAGCUGAUCAGCCAUUUCGGUGACAACAACGGCACUUGGACUCAACACUAUUUUUACAAUUAUCAAUUCCAACAAAAUUUCCAAGGAGUGACGAAUAAUGCUGUUUUUCUAAUGAUCGGUGGAGAGGGACCAGAGUCGUCUUACUGGAGUCGAAGCUAUAAUCUCCCUUGGAUGAAGUGGGCCUCAGCUAACGGAGCAGCCGUCUUCGAUUUAGAGCAUCGCUUCUACGGAAACAGCCGACCAUUCCCAAAACAAAGCGUGGAAAACCUGAAAUAUCUCUCGUCACGACAAGCGAUUGAGGACAUCGCUUUUCUUCAUUCGGUACAUCAAUCAGAAAAACAGAUGGACGUCGGCGAAAUGGGAGCUUUGGCAGCUUGGGCCCGUCAAAAGCAUCCAGAGUUGAUCGCAGGAGCAGUUGGAUCGUCUGGACCCGUACAAGCGAACCUCGACUUCUAUCAAUACUUACAAGUUGUUGAGAACUCACUUAACUACACCGGUACACCAAACGCCCCCGGAUGGACCUUCGGUUCACCUGCAUGCUUGGCGGCCGUUAAAGCUGGAUAUGCGCAAGUGAUCGAGCUAAUGAAAACGGUUGCCGGCAGGGCCCAACUGAGCACACAGUUCCAUCUUGCUCCCACUCUAGCGAACACUGCUCUCAACUACAACGAUAUCCAGUACUUUUAUCAAAAUAUUUUCGGCAAUUUCCAAGGAAUCGUUCAGUACUCAAAUGAUCAAGGAAAAAAUGACCAGUCGAGCAUUAGUGCCAUUUGCAAAAUCAUGACUGCCAACUCGGAUCCCUACACAGCCCUCGUCAACGUCAACAAGGCGCUGAAUGGACAGGGUGUCUACAACAACUAUACCGGCGACAUCGCGUACCUGCAAGACGAAAGCUACGGCGACGUGGAUCUGGCGGCCGCCCGCAGUUGGAUCUGGCAAACGUGCACUGAGUUCGGCUACUAUCAGACAACUGAUUACACACAGGGGAUCUUCGGGGCAACUUCCGCACUGAGCCUUUCGAUCAACUAUUGCCAGGAUAUCUACGGAAAGCAAUUCGACGCUGAUUACAUCAGUGCUGCCGUGAAGGCCACCAACGAUUUUUAUGGAGGAGCUGAUGGGUAUUCGGGCACGAACGUGGUCCUCCCAAACGGAGAUCUCGACCCGUGGCACGCAUUGGGAAAAUUGCAAUCCGAUUUUGACACCCAGAUACCAUUCUUGAUUGAGGGCAGUGCACACUGCGGUGACAUGUACGAACCUGAACUGGGUGACAAGCGCUACGAUAAGCUCUACGCUCUUGUCUCUCAACAAAUCCCCCUGUGGCUCAAAGGAUCUUCAGAAAAAGCAAUUCCCAAGCAAGCCCAAAAGGAAGCUAUGGCCCCAAGCAAACCGGCAAAGCCCUUUAAACACACUAUCACUCAACUGAAAAGCACACUUGUUGUCGAGAAUGGGCACAAAUAUCGACCGGUUAGCAGAAAAGUUCCAAUGCUGAGAAGCCGUCCGAGAGUGCAGAGCCCAGAGUUUGAUUUUUCCAAAGCCGACACGAACAACUACACGGCUUUUCUUUUCACUCAACCCGAGUCACACUUCGAUCAAACCCCCAACAACUUUUCUCAGCGUUGGUGGAUGAACGCGAAAUGGGCAAGAGCAAGUGGUCCAAACUUUAUAAUGAUUGGCGGUGAGGGAGAGGCAAAUCCAAACAAAUGGAUGCUCAACGAGGACCUUCCAUUCCUCAAAUGGGCUGCCACAUACAGCGCCAAUGUUUACUACAUGGAACACCGAUGCUACGGAGAAAGUCUACUAUCUGGAAGCUCCGGGAUGAAGUACUGCAACUCGUGGGAGUCUCUCUGGGAUCUCCGCUCGUUUAUUACAACUAUGAAUGGCCAAGGGAACAAGGGACCCUGGAUCACUUUUGGAGGCUCAUACUCUGGAAUGCUUUCAUUGUGGGCUCGAAACAAGUUCCCCGAUCUGAUUCAAGGAGCCGUCGGCAGUUCAGCCCCAGUCAACGUGAAGCUCGAUUUUUAUGAGUAUAUGACUGUUGUCGAGAACAGCUUGCGAAUGUACAGCUCGCCAUGUGCGGACAUUGUUGGAAAAGCUUUCACUCAAAUGCAACAACUUGCGCUAACUCCAUCAGGCCUCAAGCAGCUUUCCGAUCUUUUCACGCUUUCCCCAGCAUGGGACGAAAAUUCGAAAGUGUCGGAGAUCGACUUGCAGUUUUUCUUCUCGAACAUUUUUGGAAACUUCCAGGGAGCCGUUCAAUAUGCCGGUGAUAAUGCUGCGUGGUACGCGAACGGAGACGGAGACAUUGCGAGCGUUUGCGCUAUUAUGAACGCCAACGUGGCGAAUCCGCUGCAAGCUGUAGCUGCUGUGAACAAGUACAUGUGGCAGUUCUACUCGGAAUCAGGGGACACCUUUUCCACCUUCAAUAACUACACCGAGAUGAUCGUUGAGCUGCGAGAUGUGUCUGCUGGAGCUGACCGUAGCUGGACGUACCAGACUUGCAACGAGUUCGGCUUCUUCCAGUCGACGGAUUCUGGAGUGAAUAUCUUUGGAUCGCCGACACCUGUGAACAUGUACAUUCAAAUGUGCUACGAUAUUUUUGGAAAUGGAAACGACGGAAACAAGGGUCAAGGAAGUGAUUAUUCAACCAGAAACAUCCAAUCCGACAUCAAGAAUCACUACAAUUUCUUCACAUCAUCUUUUAGUGUCUCCGCUAUUGUAGCUCCGAAUGGAAAUGUCGAUCCGUGGCACGCGCUGGGUCUCUCGAAGAUCAACAACGGAGAUCAGACACUCAUCACGAUUAAUGCCACCGCUCACUGUGCCGAUAUGUACCCAGAGAGAGCCAGUGACCCCGAUGGCUUGAAGAAUGCUCGCAAAACGAUCGGUAAUUUGAUUGGACAUUGGACUGCACAAGCACACGGAUCCGGAUGCCCGAACGGCUUCUCCGAUCAGAACGCCUUGUCGAUUUGUCUCCGCGCCGGCUCCGGAGCCAAAUCCUACUUUUCGGCUGUUGCCGAGUGUCGAUCGGCUGGCGGAGAUCUUCUCUCCAUUCACAACGCCUUCCAGAACAACCUCCUCGCUCAGAUUCAGCAAAACAUGACUCAGUCGAGCCGCGGCUUUUUGGGAGCCCAACAGCUGAACGGGAACUGGUUCUGGAAUGACAACACCCCGUUCGACUAUCAGCGUUUCGAUCAAUCACACACUUGUCGAACAGACACGUUGAGAGAUGAUCGGCGGAAGGGGACUUUUACUGCCCAAAGAGGAGUCCCUCGUCGUGGCAAAGGAGAUCGGUCGGCUUUUGAAAAUAAACGAAAUUUUGAGAAACUUGGUGUUAACGUAAAUGAUGCAAAUCGGAUCGAGAAACGGAUAGACGGAGACAGCUACCUGCACGAGAUUGCACCAUCUGCCCAACUGAAUCGCAAACAGUGGACACCAGACGAUGACCGCACACGGCACAUACUCGAGCAACACGGGGAUAAGCGUCUAAACGAGGGUUUAACACCAACAUUGAAGAAC